UAGUUUUCUAUUUUUAUAAAUAUAAUAAAAAACCUGAAUUUAGGCGGUUUCAUAAGGAACACUUUAUCCAAAACUAUUCCACAGGAACACCCGAACAACAAAAGCACACCUUAAUAUCCCACCCAAAAAAACGACCUCCCCCUUCAUUUUCAUGGACCCAGAUCUCAAGCCGGAGUACCAACGUCGUGAGCGGCGGCGCCGCCGCCUCAUACUCAUCUCAGUGGCGGCGGUCCUCGCUCUGGGCCUCCUCAUCCUCAUCCUCGCCCUCACCGUCUUCCGCGUCCGCGCCGCCACCACCACCGUCACCGCCAUCCAUCUCUCCGGCUUCCACGCCGGCUUCAACGCCCUCUCCCUCUCCGUCGACCUCAACGUAACCCUAGAUCUCGCCAUCACCGCCACCAAUCCCAACCACGCCAGCUUCAAAUACACCGAAGGCUCCGCCGAACUCUUCUACCGCGAGAUCCUCGUCGGCGAAGCCGUGGUCCCGCCGGGAGAGAUCGCCGCCGAGGGCAUCGUCCACACGGAUGUCGUCCUGGUGGUGAUUGCUGACCGUUUGAUCGGCAACUCGGAGGUGUACUCUGAUGUUGCCUCGGGAUUAGUGAAGAUGAAAACUGAGACGAGGAUUCCGGGAAAAGUCACGGUUGUUGGGUUUGUGACGCUUAGUAUGGUGUUAUACACGUCUUGUGAUGUGAUCAUCAGCGUUGUUGAUCAGACGGUCCAGAAUACAAAUUGCAGUUUUAGAACUAAGUUCUGAAUUUCUGCACAUAUUUGUAUAACAUAUUAAAACAUGUAUUUGUGAUAUUGAGUUGUUUGUAUUUAUGAUUUUUAUUUUUUUAUUUUAUUUUAUAGAAAGAAAAAGAGAAAUAGUUCAUA
Molecule: messenger RNA, 873 nt
Organism: Dioscorea cayenensis subsp. rotundata (Guinea yam)
Lineage: Eukaryota; Viridiplantae; Streptophyta; Magnoliopsida; Dioscoreales; Dioscoreaceae
Exons: 1
Coding region: 152-754 (200 amino acids)
Cellular component (GO): plasma membrane
Source: RefSeq, a predicted model, not a curated record